Molecule: messenger RNA, 3831 nt
Organism: Thrips palmi
Lineage: Eukaryota; Metazoa; Arthropoda; Insecta; Thysanoptera; Thripidae
Product: calcium/calmodulin-dependent protein kinase kinase 2
Exons: 11
Coding region: 622-2070 (482 amino acids)
Biological process (GO): intracellular signal transduction; positive regulation of protein kinase activity; protein phosphorylation
Cellular component (GO): cytoplasm
Molecular function (GO): calmodulin binding; calcium/calmodulin-dependent protein kinase activity; ATP binding
Source: RefSeq, a predicted model, not a curated record
ACCGUGGUGCAGAACAGGCUGAGCCUGGCCGCCACACCGGAAGGCGCCCCCGCCAACGGUGCCUCCCUGACGCCGACGUCGCCCGCGCCGCUCGUGGUGCGCACCGACGCGGAGGACCGCAGCACGGACGUGAGCUUCGACGAGGAGUUCCCGUCCGCGCUGCACGGCCGGGCUCUGCGCUCCAGGACGCCGUCGUCGGACAGCCCCUGCCGGUCCGAGGCCGACUCCCCCGUCGAAGACCACCUCCACCGCCACCGCGACUCGCUGCCUGGGUCGCCAGGGUCGUCACCUUUGCCGGGGUCACCGCUGCAACGGCGGGCCUCCCACCAGGCGUCCCCGGCCACGUCGCCGCUGCGGCAGUGCGCGUCGGCGGGCUGCAGCCCUAGACUGUACCUGCACUCGCGGUCGCUGGCGGGCUCGCUGCCCGGCUGCGGCUCCAGCUCGACCGGGGCGCUGGAGCCCGCGCUGCCGCGCCCCAUCUACCCCAACUUCCCCUUCUCGCCGUACGGGUCGCCGCUGUCGUCGCCGAGGUCCGGCCGCCGCCGGCCGCCGCUCCGAGAGUCGCGGCGCGUCUCCAUCGACAAGUCGGGCAGCUUCCUGCAGCUCAACCAGUACCGCCUCAUGGACUCCAUCGGCCAGGGCUCUUUCGGCAUCGUGAAGCUCGCCUACAACGAAGAGGACGACACGCAUUACGCGAUGAAGAUUCUGUCGAAAAAGAAGCUAAUGAAGAAGGCCGGCAUGUUCGGACGCAUCGCGCCCAACCGGGGCAAGGCGGCGCCGGCCAACCCGCUGGACAGGAUCUACCGCGAGAUCGCCAUCCUGAAGAAGCUGGACCACCCGAACGUGGUGAAGCUGGUGGAGGUGCUGGACGACCCGGAGGAGGACCACCUCUACCUCGUGUUCGAGCUGCUGGAGCGCGGCGAGGUGCUCCACGUGCCGACAGACACGCCGCUCAGCGAGGCGCAGGCGCGCCAGUACUUCCGUGACGUCGUCAUGGGCAUCGAGUACCUGCACUACCAGCGCAUCAUCCACCGCGACAUCAAGCCGGCCAACCUGCUGCUGGGCGAGGACGGGCGGGUGCAGAUCGCCGACCUGGGCGUGUGCAACGAGUUCCUCGGGCAGGACGCCUUCCUGUCCUCCACGGCCGGCACGCCCGCCUUCACGGCGCCGGAGGCCCUCAACAGUCGCCAGUUCAGCGGCAAGGCUUGCGACCUGUGGUCCAUGGGCGUCACGCUGUUCUCCCUCGUGUUCGGCGACGUGCCCUUCCUGGACGACAACGUCCUCACGCUGUACCACAAAAUCAAGACGGAGGCGGUGCGCUUCCCCGAGCGGCCCGCCAUCAGCGCCAAGCUCAAGGACCUGAUCGGGCGCCUGCUCACCAAGGACCCCGCGCAGCGCAUCACGCUGGCCGAGGUCAAGGAGCACCCCUGGGUGACGGCGGACGGCGAGGAGCCGCUGCCCUCCGAGGAGGAGAACUGCGUGCUGGUCGAGCUGUCGGACGAGGACCUGGAGGGGGUCGUCACCUCCAUCCCCAAGCUGGACACGCUCAUACUCAUCAAGACCAUGCUCAAGAAGCACUCCUUCCAGAACCCGUUCGCGUCUCGGCCGCUUCCAGAUGAGCGGUCGCUCCAACUCGGCGCCCGGCGCGUACGGCUGGGCCAAGGAGCGCCAAGUGUCCGUGGACAUCCCCUCGGGGCCCACGCUGCCCGCCCUCAAGGAGGUGAGCGGCGCCGAGCCCACCACCGCCACCGCCAUCCCGGAGCCCAUCCGAGAGGAGGCCGCCGACCAGCUGGGCGCGCAGGCGCAGGGCACCGGCAGCAGCUGAGCCCUGCCCAGCGCCCCAGCGCUCCAGCGCCCCAGCGCCCCAGCGCCCAGCGGGGGAGGCGCAACGGGAGGCUGAGGCCAUCACGCCUACCCGGAAACAACUUGCUCAAACCGUCGUCAGUUACUCGCAUCGCGCACAUCGCCCCUUUACCUAUGCUCAGCGUGAAUUUUUUUUGUUUUGAUGUUUUUUUUAAAUAUUUCCUGUUUACAUUAUUUAUUAAUAUAGUAGUAUUUAUUGUUUUUUAAAAUGUCUUGAAGGUCGCCUCUGAAUAACAGUUGUGUCACUUUCCGCUAACUAUAGGGGGACCAAUGAUUUGUUUCUAAUGUCGUCCAUCGACAAGUCCCUGCGUUAGGGUGGAACAAAACUAUUGUUAAGCCAUGUACCUUUAUGAAGCGUUACAAGGAACGCCGAAUAACAAAGUGUAGAAGUAGAGAGAAUGUGUGAGGUGUUCAACAGUGACACCAUUCAAUUAGAAUGAUUGAUUUCCAAAGCGUACAAGUUACAAGAAUAGCUGUUAUCCAUCUGUCUUGUUUCUUCCAAUUGUGCUUACCAUUAAGAGUACUUAAAACGGGGUAAAUCUUUCUUAAAUGUUUCUUGAUCAACUUGUUUAAUGUAUAUAUGUCGUUGGGACUAUUUAUUCUUUUACACUGUUAGUAAUGCUCAGAUUUCCUUUUAUGAGCAAGAAGUUUUAAAAUAAUGCAGGUUUUGUAUUUUUUAAAUUGUGAUCUUCAAUAGUUAGGACCAGUUACUUUUCUUAUCCACUUUGAACCCUUUGCCAUGGGUUUAGUACUAAGUAGCUUGUAGCUGGAGUGCCGCCAUAUGCAGCUCAGUCGGCUGUGAGUGAGAUUGUACAACUUCUCUGUUAUCUCUCAUAAGCCAAGUCAAUCAAACUGUCAUUUUCUUCUUUGUCACACAUCUCACUUACUGUCGCUAACUCAGCACCACUCAUUUUCUCUCAUACCCUUUUUUCUCUUACUUAAAAUUUUAAAAGUCUUUUAAUAGCAAAAACUGUGAUACUGAGAUAUAUUUCAGAGUAAAUACUUAUGUAACAAGGCAAAAUGGGAGUCAAACUUACAUUUUUCUCUGUGCUACUCCUUGCGACACCUUUGAAGGAUGGUAUAUUUCAUUGUAUCUUUUACUAGAGUUGUAGAUCAUUCUUUAAUUCUAAGUUUCCUUGAUUCCCAUUUUAUUAUUCAUGUUUAUGUAUUUUAUUACUUACUUAAUUAGAAAAAUACUUAUUUGCACAACCUUUGUGUAUUUCUCACCUUUGUACUUUCUCUAUUGUUCUUGCACCGACCACUCAUAAAUGUAAUUCUCUGGAACCACCCAAGUAAUAUCUUAAGAGCAGAUACAAAUUUACUAUUAUUCAAAAACUUCAGUAGUCAUAACUAUUCUUUGCCAAAUGUUCUUACCUAAUUAAAAUUGUGAUAUGGCAUCACUAAGUUGCUUGUGUGGUUCAGUAGAUACCUUCGUGAUAUGUAUGUUACCUACAUAUUUCAAAUUUGCUAAAAAUGAAAAUGUAUGGCAUUUCUCUACCAUCUUUUUAAUUCAAGUCAUGACUUUAAAAUACUCAUCUACAGAGUGCUAUUUUAAGUUUAGAUCUGUCUUAGUGGGUUGACAGUCGAUAUUCUGCCUUGAAUAUUUCAUCAGAAGUCGUGGACGGUGACAUAUCAACAACUUGGAAUUGGUGUCUCUCCAUCCUGCAUACUCAAAAUAUGCUCAGCAUAUCACAAUAUACCUUUCUGUUAUAAUAUCUUUGUGCUCUGGUUUGGUGUUCACCAUUUUUCUUGAGACUGAUGGUAUUGUGAUACACUUGCUUCCUUGCCUGUUUAAAUCAGAUCGAAUAGACCAGUGUUGUUUCACAUUUAAAGAACACUGUUUGCUGGUCAAAUGGUGUGCUGUGUCUGGUAUUUGGAAUAUAAGAGAGGAGGAGCAAGAAUAUGUAGAUAGGUGUCUCAAAUGAUGUGAAAUAAAGUUCGUGUUUGGUUCUCUUUUUGACAAAAAUA